CGACACUCAGGCGACAAAAUGUCUAAGCACUCGUUGUCUCCAGCAUCCCUGCCGCCAUCGAAGCGCCUGCACACCAUCGGUGCAGACGGCAGGACCCAAGAUCCCCAACCUCAGUCAAUAUUCGACGAGCUUUUUGACGAGCUCAUCCUCUUCAUCUUCUCCUAUCUUUCACACACAGACCUAUGCAACGUACAGCGUACAAACCGCAACUGGUCGCGUCUCUCGCUCGACAAUCAGUUGUGGAAGACGUUAUACAUCAACGAAUAUGGCAGAAUGCGUCUUAGAGGCGCAAGAGGAUUCAUCGGCCGAGGAGACGGGAGGGAAGUGAAAUCCUUACCUGGAAGAGCGAAGGCCGAGGACGUGAGGGAUUGGAAGUGGAUGUUCCGCAUCAGUUCGAACUGGAGGACAGGCCGCUGCACCGUCGAACAAUUUGACGUGGGUCCUUCGGCUGGUCUUCUCACUCAAGCUGCAGAGCCCGACGAGACUCGUCUACUCCUCACUGGCAACGUUGCUAUCGCUGCAUCAUCAAGACCUAGCUCAGUAGCCUCACUUUGGCUCUCUUGUCCUGCACAUACACCGUGUACACUUCCAUGUCCCUCCUCUCGCUCGAACACAGCGCGCAUCACUGCUCUAGCAAUGGAUCAGUCUCCGCCCGCCUCUGCUCAUCACGGACGGCUCGCAUGCUUUUUGUCAACAGGCGAAUUUACGCUUUUCUCCAUCGACCAUCAGACCCCGUCCGCCUCCUCGCGGCUGCUCACCUACCACCCCUCAAGCAGGAGCUCUCGCACGGCGCCUAUCGUCCAAGCCGUCUACCACCAUCCGCUCCUCGUGACGCUCUCAGAAUCCUUUCGCCUCUCACUCUACCACAUCGGUCAUGACACCGUCUCCCAUACACAAACCCUUUCCUCAUUCACGUCUUAUCCUCCCAGCUCCCCUGUUCUCUCCUGUCUCUCCCCGACUACAUAUAAACUCAUCCUCGCGUACGCGAUCCCUGUGUACCCCGCGCACUGGACCGUUGGCGCGACGGAGCUCAUCAUCUCCAAUUCCGAAACCGAGAGCAUGGUCGUGACAAAUACGCGCACGACGCGCGCGAUCGACGUACCACCCGGGUGGGUUGAUGAGAACAAGAUGCGCACUGUGCGCGAGCAGUGGGGCCGCAAGGUCGCGCGCGUCGCGGACACGCAGACGGACGGCAAGUGGGUCGUCCUAGCCCCCGGACAGAAACUCCCCGGUGUCCUGCCCGACAGCAGCGCCGGCCAGCCCGCUCCCUCACAACCUUCCUCGUCGUCAGGCCCAUCGUCACCGUCGUCAUCGGGGACGGCAUACACAUCCUCGAGCAUGUACACCGCGUCGGGGCUGCAGCUCUACCGCUUGCAUCUGCCUUCGUCCGCAUCGAGCUCGUCCUCACCCAAGCUGACGUUCGUGCGGACACUCCACGGUCAGAUCGGACCCGUGUCCACGCUCGCUCUGUCCGACGGGCGCUGUGUGAGCCUGGGUGUCAACGGGAGCAUCUGGGUGUGGGACCUCGAGGGCGGCACCGGAACCGAAGUCAGCGCAGGCGUCACGGAGGCUGGGAGAGUGAGGAUGCGCUUAGCUCGCGGGGCAAGGGGUGCGGUUGUAUUCGAUGAUAGACGGAUAGUAAGUUCGUGUGGUAGCGGGGUCGAGAUCAGACGGUUUGAUGUUUGAGAGACGAAGGGGGAUUGGCUUGUGUGGUAUCGUUAUACUGUUAUUCUGCUGGAUUUCUUAUCCUUGCGAUGUAUACUGUAUUCAUACUAUAGACGGAUAGCGCUUGGGCUGUCG
Molecule: messenger RNA, 1800 nt
Organism: Dichomitus squalens LYAD-421 SS1
Lineage: Eukaryota; Fungi; Basidiomycota; Agaricomycetes; Polyporales; Polyporaceae
Exons: 4
Coding region: 19-1686 (555 amino acids)
Biological process (GO): protein polyubiquitination; SCF-dependent proteasomal ubiquitin-dependent protein catabolic process
Cellular component (GO): SCF ubiquitin ligase complex
Molecular function (GO): protein binding
Source: RefSeq, a predicted model, not a curated record